Anopheles funestus (African malaria mosquito) is the source of this 2207-nucleotide messenger RNA. Its product is annotated as gastrula zinc finger protein XlCGF71.1-like. Gene Ontology annotation, cellular component: nucleus. NCBI's taxonomy places the organism in Eukaryota, Metazoa, Arthropoda, Insecta, Diptera, Culicidae. The transcript is spliced from 3 exons. The record is from RefSeq and is a predicted model, not a curated record. Bases 196 to 786 code for a protein of 196 amino acids. Gene Ontology annotation, molecular function: RNA polymerase II transcription regulatory region sequence-specific DNA binding; DNA-binding transcription factor activity, RNA polymerase II-specific. Gene Ontology annotation, biological process: regulation of transcription by RNA polymerase II.
AUUUGUGUGGUCGAAAUUGUAGAUGCUAACCAUGAGUAUGAACUUGAUCAUGCGUCGGAAAAUAUACCCGAGGCAGGAAUAGCUACGGUGGUACACGAUAAAACCAGUAUAACUACUACAGAUGUACCCGAUAAAUGGAAAUGUACAGCAGGUAGGAAGAUUAUCAAAAAGACGCAAUGUACGAUAUGUGGCACGAUGCAUCAAAAUUUGAAACAGCACAUGCUUGUUCAUUCGGGACAAAAGAAGCAUACGUGUCCCGUGUGCCAGAAAGCAUUCACACAAAAAGGCAAUUUAACAUACCAUAUGAAUCAACAUGCAGAUAAUUGUUCGUACAGUUGCGAUCAAUGCGAUAAAACGUUCAAAGGUCCUCAAUCCUUACGAUCGCAUAAGCUUACACACAGCGAUGAACGGAAAUUUCAAUGCGAAGUAUGUGAAGAAACGUUCAAGCACAAAUGCUCACUGGUUGUCCAUUCGAGGACACAUACACAGGAUAAGCGAUUUUCCUGCACCGAAUGCCAAAGGUCGUUUAUCACCAGCACGGGUUUGAAAAAGCAUAUGCGGACGCACACUGAUGAACGACCGUACAAGUGUACGGAUUGUAGCAAAUGUUUUAAAGCCUCACAUAAUUUGACCUUGCACAGGCUCUCACACACCAAAGAGCGUCGGUUCCAGUGUGAUCUUUGUGCGAGUUGGUUUAGCUAUAAGCAUGUGCUAAAGACGCACAUGAACGUUCAUUUGAAAGAAGGUAAAGGCUGCACCGGAAGCAACCUACAAAACAGGAAAUAGAGAAAAGUAACAGAAGAAUAAUAAAAUGACAAACGCACCGACUAUCGGUGCAAACGCUUUACAACACCCAAACAGUUAACAAACAUGUUUACAUCGCUUUAUCGCACAAACGAACCAGUUUCACAAAACUUUUUUCCCAGAGGACAUGCUAUCUUAUCGAUAAAUCUUAUCAUCGGUAUCCUUCGCGUGAUUUACCUCGCCAGACGCAUUAACGGAAAUUCGACCAUGCAAUCGUUGAAAUGGUUUGAAAGCGAUAACACCUUGUGGGUUUUGUGUGGCAGCAUGUGUGAGCCACCUGCACCGUACCGAACGGAAACAGGUGUGGGAAAGGAAAAACAUAAUUCGCAAACAAUAAAUGCACCUUUAUCGAUGUUGAUCUUUGGCAAUCCAAAACAUCUCUCAAUGCUACCCCAUUAUGCAAUUCUUUUGGGCCGCGUGCGAACACAAACAAUUAAGAAAUAGCAGUUGAAUCAUGCUGUGGGGUGAUACCGAUCGUGGUCGGAUAUGUUUUCCUUACCCCUUUAGCACUUCUAAGGUUUAAGAUUCGGAAUUCCCCCUGUUUGUGUUACCGGAAUCACUAUUUACACCGGAAAAGAUGUUAUUCGCGUAGUCUGGUAGCGUGGGUUGAGCUACACGAUUGCUCAGAAAACCCAUGGGGUCAUUGAGAGCAAUCUCUUCGAGGUCAUGUGGCGUGACUAUUGGGAAUGUGAUGAGGUAGUAAUAGUUUUGUGAAGGAUACGCAAAAGUGUCUGCAUCUACAUAUCUUCGGUGCAUUGUCAUGCUGAAGUAUGUACCUCUGUUAAAGAGGGAAGCUAAUUAGUUCCAGGGCGUCGGCCGAUCAGGGUUACAACAACGUUCAAGUAGUGUUGUACGAGAGUAUCGUAGCUACUAUGAACGAAGGUGCAUAAUGCAGCUUGGAGGGAAUAUAAUUGUCCGAUUCGUACCGCGUGCUUUGUAAUGAUCUUCAUUUAUCAAUUGCUGCGAUUUUGUUCUCUUUAUAGCCCAAAAGCUAAGCUACAAAUUGGUCUGGUUACGGCAGCACGGUUUAAUGAAUGAAUAUCACUUACCAUUGUCGUGUUUUCCGGUUUGGCCGAAUUUUUUUGUGAGUGGAAUCGAGCGAUCAUCAAACACGGUCAAUCAAUUAUCGUACACGAAAGGUCACAUUCACACACCGCAAUCAGCGUGUAGGGGAAUAGUACCCAAAAAAUCGCUACUCCCGAACAUAUCCGGAGAUGCGCCAGGUGGUAGUGAAUGUUUUGUACCACCAAAAAGGGAACAAACAACGUGUACACACCGGUUGAAGAGUGCGCAUAACAAAAGCAAAAAAACAACCCCUAUUCGAUCGUGAUCGCGCGCACCACCUUGAACGUGUGCGCGGGUGUGUAUCGUGCUGACAAAAUGUGCUCUCACGCAUCGCUCAU